GUCACGGCGCCGCCGGCCGUUUCCUUCAGCCUGCACCAAGAUGGAAGUGGGCGAGCGGGACAAGUGCGCCUUCAAGGCGAUGUUCCCGGCCUUCGGCGCCGGCCGCGGGCCCGUCCGCUCGUCGCUGGUGUGCCAGCAGCCGGUCGUCGUGCUGUCGGUGGAGAGGUACCCGCGGGAUCCGGGGAGCGGCGGCGGCGGCGGCGGCCUGUGGGAGGCGCCGGGCGAGGGCGACCUGUACGACCUGAGCCUGUCGGAGGGCCACUGCCGCCUGCGGGUGGUGCUGCGGCCGUCCCUCAACUGGACGGUCCGCCGCAACCUGCUGAGCAGCGGCUGCGAGCUGAGCAACGUCCGCCUCGCCCUGGAGUACGACGAGAGGCGCCUGGGAGUCGGCUUGCUUGUCUUCGUGCUGCUGGAGGCCCAGGUGGUUGCCUGGGGAGACGGCAAGGCGCCCCCUGCCGUCCGGAGGCUGAGACUGCAGAAGCUGCACGUGUUCAACGAGGGCACUGAGCUGCCCAUUGGCCCAGAGCUGCCCAUCAAAGCCAAGAGGCGCUACUACCUUUCUCUGUGGGAUGCUGCCAAUUACUAUGGGGAGGCUUGGCACCGACACCCGCCUGGGCAACCCACUCAGCGAUUUGAAGGAUCUUAUAGCAUUGAUGUAAGACAGCUGGAAGGUUACACCCAGAAAAAGAAAAAGGAUCUUCCACCAGUGAUUGUUCGUGUCCUCCGCAAGUUCAGACUUUGUCAUUUUGGACGGCCUGACAGAUAUUCAGAAUGCCCAUUUCAGGCCAAAUUUCUAGUAGCUGAUAAGUCAGGCUCAGCAACAGUUGUGUUGUGGAACUCCCUGUGUAUGGAUUGGUACAGACAUCUAGAACCAGGGAUGGUGGUGCAUCUGCGCAACUAUGUUGUGAAGAAAAGUUACACCACACGUAUGGGGCAAAACCCUGAAGUUUCAAAGGAGCCAGCCUUAGAGCUAAAUUUAAACCCAAGGAAUCCAGCAGCUGGAAUUACCGUGAUCAAUGACAAGGAUGUUAGAGAAGAGUGGCACUUACCAGCGCUGCAGUAUUGCUUUGUCACCAGGAAGGAACUAUCAGAACUUUCCUCUGGCAAUUUGUGCAGCAUCAUUGGCUAUGUUACUUUUGUCGGUAGACAGGAACGCAUUCGAAUCAAAGAGCGACCUGACGAAUUCCUGGUUUACCGCUGGCUGCACCUAAUUGAUGGAACAGCCUCAGAACCUUUUGUCCUGAAGCUUUUCUCAACCUCUCAGCCCGAGAUUCAGAAUCAGAUAUCCCCGUGCAGCAUAGCAGACAAUACCGUGACCUUGCUUGUGUGUACGAAUGUCACACUGGAAUGCAAAACGAUCAAUACCAGUGGGAAAAAAAAAGCAUUUCCUUACCUGCAAAGCACAACAUACAGCCAGGUAUAUGUCAAUGGCCAUCAUCAAGGGAAAUUAUAUGUGAAAAACCCAAAGGUAAAGGAGUUUAUUAAUUGGAUACAAUCUGCCAAGGAUCAAGAAAGGGACACAUUAAGUCACACUCAGAUUGGUGGAUGUUACACCUAUCCUCCCCUUCCUUCAAGUGAGCGGGAUUAUCGACGUGAAAUACUUGGUAUGUCUCCCUUGACUACGAUGUCUGAGCUGAAGCAGUAUAUGAAUCAGCUGGAGUACCGAGAAUAUAGGCAGGUCACCAUCCAGGGACGAAUCAAAUCUGUAAAAUACAAGUUACUGGGCAAAAUGGAUGAGGAGUUCACUGAAGUCUAUAAUGCUGUUGGAGGAACUGAGGAGUAUGAAGAAUUGCUUGACGCUGACCAGCCAUUUCAGGGCACAAGAGGAAACAAAAGUCCUGUAAUCCCUAUCGUGAGUGGACCUCCUCCGAAGAAACAAGCUGGCUUAUCACAGAAAAGAAAAAGAAAAAGUGCAUUCUGCGAGAAAAAAUGUACACCAAUGAGACUCUGUAAGGAUACAGGAUCAACUAGGGUGGGAGAGAAUGCAGCUCAUCAUCUACGAAGUCACGAGAAGGACGUGAACCGUGAUGCAAGUCCUGGGAAAGCCCUCAACUUCAUAAAAGCAUGUGAGGAGUUCUACACAGACUCUGAUGAUGUGGAGGAGACUCCAAGUGCAAUGAGCUUAGCCCAGCCCAUCUUCUCUCGGAUUGACUGCUCAUCACAGCGAGAGCACAUUGCCCAUCGGGGAAACGUUUCCCAAAUGGUAGCUCGUUGCUUCCACUUCAGAGACAAGUCCUUCCUCCUCAAAACCUUUGGUCUCCAGCCGUCCAAUUUUUCUGGAAUCCCAGCAGGUCAGACUGAGGAUCUGGAACAAUGUGAACCAGCAUGUUGCUAUGGAUACUACACUGUGACCAUUUUAGGACUGAAUGAAGAAUUGUCUUUAGAUGCCAUCUUUCUCCCUAUCGUUUCCAGGUUGGAUCACCGAGCUAUACAUCCUGCCAAGCACAGCAACACUCUGAUCUCCAUUUUGGCUCAUGGAGGGCUAGCAUUUAGCCAGACCUGCCACACUGGCACAGAUGGUGCAGAUUGCUCAACACCUUCCCCUGGUGACAUUCUCAGAUCUGCAGCCGGUCUGGAGGAAAUGCUGUUCAUCUUUAUCCUCGAUAUCUGCAAUCAGGGAGGCACCAAUGUUGAAGUCGUUCUCAAUCGUGCCUAUGUCCAGCACAGAGCUCUCUGAACCAUUCAGGCUUUGUUGUUUCGUUUGAAUCCCCCAACAAUAUUUGCUCAGACUGGAUCAAAUAUGCAGUUCUGAGUUUACGUUGGAAUUUUAGUUUUUUGUUUUUUUUGUACUUAAAAGAAAAAAGCUUUGUUCCUAUGGAACUGUAUCAAUUUCUGUCAUCUCUUGCCAUUGCUGCGAGUUAAGACUCUAUUGGUGAACAAAGACCUUUCUCUUAACCUCCCCCUCAAAAUGUAUACUCAAAUGUUUGAUGGCAACCUUAUUCAUUACUAAAGGUAUCCUGUACCUAUCCCUCACUAACUCAGAGAUGUUCAUUCACCAGCAGUUCAGUGAUGGAAAAGAUUUUUCAUAAUUCCUCUGCCUGCGACCUGCUGCGUGAAGAUUUAUUUCUAUGUAUUGACAUUCUGACUAAAGGCUCAGGUUUCAUUCCUGUCAAAUUCUGAGUUGGCUGAUUUGAACCAUUGACCCAGGUAAGGUCCAGCAUCACAGUGGCAUGGGGAAGAUGGUAAGGAGAGAGCAAGAGAAAAAUAAUGUAUCUUUUAAGCAAGUUGUUUAUUAUCAACAUGCUGGGAAUUCUUUUCGUAAAUGCAUGUUUGGUUUAUAUGUAUUUACAGGACAUGUUAAAACAACUCGGAGUGGGGGGGGGGAGGAAGAGAGAGAAAUUGAAAACAAUUGUUAAUACUAAUUCAAUUUUUAACAGGGCUGAGAGCAGAAUGUUUAAGUGUCUUUUCCCCCUGUUGCCAGGGAAUGCAAUCAUAAGCUUUUUAUGUAAAUUUGACAUUACUUUUUCUAUAAAUAUUGUCUCCAGCUGAGCA
Molecule: messenger RNA, 3492 nt
Organism: Chiloscyllium plagiosum (whitespotted bambooshark)
Lineage: Eukaryota; Metazoa; Chordata; Chondrichthyes; Orectolobiformes; Hemiscylliidae
Product: RPA-related protein RADX-like
Molecular function (GO): single-stranded DNA binding
Source: RefSeq, a predicted model, not a curated record